AUAUAUAUACUGUAUAUUUAUGUAUACAGUCAUGCCAAAAAAUAUGGUCAAACAGCAUCUAUAUCACCACAUGUUGUUUAGGAGGUUUUCAAGAAAAAUUAUCCUAAAUCAUCCAUUAAAAAAUAACCUUCAGCAUAUUCAUUUAUCAGACACGACUGGAACUUCACAUGGGACUGGCUUCUAUGAUCAGAUCAAACUAAAAAAUGAGCAGCAAACACUCAAGAUGGGUUUGGGGAAAACCGGGAUAAAAAGUACCCCAUGUGUACAAUGAAACAUACUGCUGUAUUUUUUUAUUCUGUGGGCCUAUAUUUCUGCUGGAGGUCCUGGACAUCUUGUUUAGAUACAUGGCAUCUUUGAUUCUAUCAAAUACCAACAGAUAAAAAAAUCAAAAAGUGACUGACUCUGUUCAAAAUCUUAUAAUGGACCAUGUUUGGAUCAUCCAAUCGUACAAUAAUCCAAACACAAACCUCAAAAAUGCGUCACUGGGCACAAAACCAAGCUUCUGCUAUGGCCGUUCCAGUUCCCUGACCUGCACCCAAUAGAAAAAUAGUGUGGUGAACUGAAGAGCAGCACCACCAACAUGGAGCUGGGAAGUGAUUCUUGGUGAAGGAAUGGUAUCUGAUCCCUUGUCAGGUGUUCUCUAACCUAUUUAGACCUGUUGAAUUGGCAGGUCUAUUUUUUUUUUUUCUUUCUUUUUUUUUUUUAAUAAAAGAUCAAAAGGAUUAGGAUUAACAAUGCAGAUUAAUUAUCAGAGCCUUCUUUGAUCAUAUUUACCAAGGCUGUCCAUAUUUUUGGCCAUGACUGUGUGUGUAUAUAUAUAUAUAUAUACAUUCACACACACACACACACCCUGAUACAACCCCAAUGCUCUGUUGUGAUUGAUUUUGCUGUUUUUAUGUUUGGGUCCCAGAGACAUCAAUGGCAAUUAAAAAAUGGUCAUUUGGAAUUAACUGUUAAUUUUACCUCAUAUUCUUUCAAAAAAGAAUGAUCUAAUCAAAACCCAGUGAUAUUUGUUAAUAUGAUCUAGGUGUAACAGAACAUUACUUGUUUUGAUUGAUGAAGCUUAUCUCUUUAUGGUUUUAUUUAUCAGCCUUGAAGACAUCAUAAUGGGCGUUGACAUUAAAGCUACUUUGCAAAUUCUGGCUCUGUUGUUCUUGCAACUGGAAGCAGGGCAAGAUGAAUUGAUCAUCUCCACUGACAAAGGCAAAGUCAGAGGACUGAGGCUUCCUUUGUUCGGUGGUUUGGAGUAUGUGGCGGCCUUCCUUGGGAUCCCCUAUGCCAAGCCUCCAUUGGACAAGCUUCGCUUCAGACAACCAGAGCCUGCUCUGGUGUGGAAUGGGAUACGAGAUGCCACUCGGUACUCCAAUUCAUGCUUUCAAGUUCCAGACACAUUUUACCCAGGAUUCCCUGGAGCUGAGAUGUGGAAUCCCAACACAAGAAUUAGCGAAGACUGUCUGUACCUCAAUGUUUGGACUCCUUCAACUGACCUCCAGAACCAUGCCAAACCCUUAAUCCCAGUUAUGGUGUGGAUCUACGGUGGAGGCUUUUCCACAGGUACCGCAUCCCUGGACGUGUACGAUGGCCGUUUCCUCAGCCAUUCGCAACAAGUGGUGGUGGUGUCUAUGAACUACCGAGUAGGAGCAUUGGGCUUCCUAUCUCUACCAGAAAGUGAGAGCAUUAAAGGUAAUGCUGGUCUAUUUGACCAGCGCCUGGCUCUCAGCUGGGUGUCAAGGAACAUUGCCGCAUUUGGGGGUGAUCCGUCUUCCAUUACCUUGUUUGGGGAGAGUGCUGGUGCUGGCUCUGUGGGAUAUCAUUUGCUUUCGCAGGGCAGCCAUGGACUAUUCACCCGUGCAAUUCUCCAGAGUGGCAGUCCCAAUGCUCUGUGGGCGGCAGUGGAGCCAGCUCAGGCCUGGAACCGUUCCUUGACUCUGGCUCGGCUUCUGAACUGCCCACUUGGACCAUCUGCUGAUGAAAUGGAGGCUUGCUUAAGGGCUGUUGAACCUGAAAAGAUAGUCAGUCUUCAAUUUGAAGUCAUUCCUGAUUCCGUUAUAAUAAGUGUCCCUUUUCCGCCCACAGUGGAUGGAGAAUUUCUCGCGGACAUGCCGAGUGACGUAAUCCAGUCUGGGCAUUUUCUGAAAACUGAACUUCUUUUGGGAUUGAACAGGGAUGAAGGGACAUACUUCCUUAUUUAUGGCGCACCUGGAUUUGGCAUCCAUAACCAAAGCCUUAUCACUCGAGACCAGUUCCUCGCAGGUGUAUCCUUGAGCCUCCCUGGUUUCAGUGACAUAGCCAGAGAAGCGGCUGUAUUUCAGUAUACUGAUUGGACAGAUGAGCAGAGCAAGCCAAAAAACAGAGAGGCCCUAGGCUGGUUGGUGGGCGACCGCUAUAUCUCAUGCCCCUUACUGGAAUUUGCCCGUAGGUAUGUCGAGAAUGGUGGCAGUGCCCGUGUGUUCCUCUUUGACCAUCACUCCAGCUUCAACCCCUGGCCUGGAUGGAUGGGUGUAAUGCAUGGGGAUGAGAUCCCGUUUGUUUUUGGGAUUCCUUUGAACCAGGCCUUUGGAUUCUCAAAGGAGGAGGAAGCCCUGAGCAGGAGGAUCAUGAAGCACUGGAGCAACUUUGCUAGAAGUGGUGAUCCGAGUGUGCAGGGAGUGGAUUGGCCACCAUUCACGCUGGAACAUCAGCAGUAUGUCACGCUUAACACUGGCCUGUCACAAACACUCAGGAUGCUUCGAGCCCAGCAGUGCAAGUUCUGGGACAGUUUCCUGCCAAAACUGCAGUAUGUCACAGUGAGUAUUGAUGAAGUGGAGUUCCAGUGGAAGUCUCAGUUCCACCGCUGGCGUUCUUACAUGCUGGACUGGAAGAAUCAAUUUAACGACUAUGCCUCAGUCAAAAAGCAACAGUGUGAAGACCUUUAAUGUCUGACCACAUUUCCCCAAAAACAGCCCAUGCAGUGCACUUCACAAAGCUACAGAAAGUCAGUGCCCAUGCAUAUGGAUGGAGAAAAGCUUCUGUGGUUUCUAUAUCUUCACAAUAUGGUGCCUUUUUGCUUCCUCUGGGCCUUGUCUGGAAGAGAAGUGCUUUUUUGGGAAAAGGAGUCCAUAUUGAGAUAUUUUGGUAAGCUUGUUUAAGUGAUACAAGAAAAUGUCUAACCAACACUGUGUAUGAAUAAAUACACUAUAUACUGUAUACUAUAUAUAUAUAUAUAUAUAUA
This is a messenger RNA of Carassius gibelio (silver crucian carp), 3211 nucleotides long. RefSeq names its product cholinesterase-like. Lineage: Eukaryota; Metazoa; Chordata; Actinopteri; Cypriniformes; Cyprinidae. Gene Ontology annotation, biological process: choline metabolic process; acetylcholine catabolic process. Gene Ontology annotation, molecular function: acetylcholinesterase activity. The transcript is spliced from 3 exons. Gene Ontology annotation, cellular component: plasma membrane. The record is from RefSeq and is a predicted model, not a curated record. Bases 1074 to 2915 code for a protein of 613 amino acids.